AUGUUGAAAAUAACCAUAACAACUGGUACGCUUUUACUUUUUGAAAUGCACAGUGCUCGAUGAAAAAGUUAAAAGAAAAGAGUAGUGGGUAUUUGCAUAAACUUGAUAUGUUCAGGUUUUAGAGAGUAAAUAGUUUCACGGCUAUUACCUGUCAUUAACUACUUCUGGAGCUGACAACAGAGUGCACACAUCGAACUCAAAACACAAUCAUUUAACAGCAGUAAAACAUACAGGGUUGAAAAGAAAAAUUAUUGAAUCAAAAUGAGUCGGUUGUAUGAUACUGUGGAGCCUGCUGUUAUUGAUGAGGAGAUACUUAAAAAAGCUGUUGAGGAACAGGGACCAAAAGAGGAAGCUGGAAAAAUUGCAAAACAAGAGGGAAUUGAUUUUGGAGAUGUUUUAUCUCUUCGACUUGACUUCUUAAAUGUUUUGAAAAUUGAUAACCUAUGGGAAUUCACAAAACUCACAAAAUUACAACUGGACAAUAAUAUCAUUGAAAAAAUUGAAGGCUUAGAAAGUUUGGUAAAUCUGGUGUGGUUGGACUUGUCCUUCAACAACAUAGAAGUCAUUGAUAAUCUGGACACCCUCACAAAACUGGAGGAUCUGACUCUGUACAGCAACAGGAUCUCCACCAUAGAGAACAUGGAUGCUCUUCUCAACCUUCACGUCCUCUCCCUCGGCAGAAACCAACUCACAGAUCUAGAAAAUUUGCGGUAUCUAAGAAGAUUCAAAAACCUGAAGACACUGAAUUUAUCAGACAACCCUUUCUCCAAGCAAGAGGAAUAUAAACAAUAUGUGAUUGCUUUUUUAUCAAACCUGGAAUUUUUGGACUACAGACUUGUUGACCAACAGUCAAGAGAUGCUGCAAUAGAAAAAUACCAGGUAGCAAGGGACGAGAUGCUUCAUAACGAAAGGCAGGCAGAAAUUAAAAAAGAGGACGAGAUUAAAAGACUGCAUGAACUGGAGAAACACAAGAGUGCCUAUGUAGAGUUGAUGAAUGGGCCAGAUCUAUUUGAACAAAUGUACGCAGAGGAUAAGGAGGGUCAGAAACUGAAUGAGAUGCCGGGUCUGGAGGACCAGCUUCACAGCUUCAAAGAGAAGUUUAUGCAGUUCUGUCUGCAGAUCUUUGAAUUUGGUAUUGCUGAGCAUGAGAAACGGGAGGAGGAAGUGAAGAGUUUCUGGGAAUGUGUGGAGGAAGCAAAACAAGACAACAAAAGGCUUGGCAUGAUGCACAUUGAUGACUUCACAGAAAUGAAGAAAAAAAUGUUGCAAGAGAUGUCCCAGAUGAGUGAUCCCAAGAUGCUGGAGCAAUGUGUUAAGGAUUACAAUGACAGAAUUCAGGAUCUCUGGGACAAACUGAUGUGUCUGGAGCUGCAGGUUGUGGACCAGCUUGAGGAAGUAAUCAAAGAGUUUGAAAGGAACAUGCAGGACAUGGUGGGUUCUUUUGUGGAGAAUGUCCAAUCACUCCUCUCUCAGUGCCGUGACCUAGAAAACAAUCACCAUGAGAAAAUGAUGGAAAUCGCCAUUGUCACUCUGGAAAAAGUCAUCAAAAAUGAAUUAGAUGAUGAAAUAUCCGAUGAAUUAAAAAUGUUACUUGUGGACAAGGACACAAUCAUCAAUGCAGUGUCCUCCUCACAUGAUGUCCAUCUCCUGAAGAUUGACAAUAAGGAGGACGACAUUGUCACUCGUAUCAACCAAUGGCUGAAGAACUUGAUAGAACAGAUUCAUCAGGAUGAGGAAAUCACACGGAACAGGAUGCGGGUUUCAGAAGUUAAUAAUCUUAUUGACCACUUACGAGAGGAAAUAGACAAUUUGGAAGUACUGCAGAGCUAGUGAAGUUUAAAGAGCCUGAUUGUAAUGCAUUGUGAAUGGGAGAAUACACAUUUUCUUAAUUGCUGGAUCCUAAUGUCAGACCUUUGUCUGAAACAUUGUUUAUAUGUUACAGAGGGACUACAUGAGAUACAGGAGUCAGUGCUUGCAUGUAGUAACGAACUGAUAUGAUAAAAAAGUAUUUAUUAUACCUAAGGUAUGGGAAAAGUUAAUUUCCCAAAAUACUAAUAAAUACAUGUUAUUAUGAAUAAAACUUUGUCAUUUGUAAUAAU
Molecule: messenger RNA, 2099 nt
Organism: Ostrea edulis (European flat oyster)
Lineage: Eukaryota; Metazoa; Mollusca; Bivalvia; Ostreida; Ostreidae
Product: dynein regulatory complex subunit 3-like
Exons: 11
Coding region: 262-1830 (522 amino acids)
Molecular function (GO): protein binding
Source: RefSeq, a predicted model, not a curated record